This is a messenger RNA of Danio rerio (zebrafish), 2902 nucleotides long. RefSeq names its product RUN and FYVE domain containing 2 (gene rufy2). Gene Ontology annotation, molecular function: metal ion binding. Gene Ontology annotation, cellular component: cytoplasm. Lineage: Eukaryota; Metazoa; Chordata; Actinopteri; Cypriniformes; Danionidae. The record is from RefSeq and is marked provisional.
GGGGCGUUGACAAGAAGCAUCACAAGGGAAAGCGCUCGAGCUGCAGCCGUCCAGCGUUUAUCAAUGCCGCUCAACACAUCACCGCCCUGGCUGUUAGGUGAAGCGUUACCCUAAACAGUGUGAGAUUCACUUUCACGAUGGCGACACCUGCAGAACAGGACCUUGUGUUGGCGGAAGCAGAGGGCAACAAAGAGAGAACGCAAGUGUUCGGGAUCCUCAGAUUGCAGGAGGAUAAAUCGGCCGGCGAGAAAGCGAGCAGCCCUGCCAUGAAAUCUGGAGACGGGAGAUGGCAGGCGCCCAUAUUCGCGCUAGCCAGAAAGGCUUCAGAAACCUUCUCUGGUGGCAUUCAUGUGCUUCCCAAAGUUACAGAGCCUAAAACGUCGCCUUUUACCGAAGAAUGGGGUGCCAGGGCCUUUCGGGAUCCCAUGGCAAUGGAGCGAGCUAACUUGCUCAAUAUGGCUAAGCUUAGCAUCAAAGGCCUGAUCGAGUCAGCUCUGAGCUUCGGACGAACUCUGGACUCUGACUAUCCGCCUCUGCAACAGUUCUUUGUUGUCAUGGAGCACUGCCUGAAACAUGGCCUCAAGGUGAAGAAAUCGUUUCUUGGUUACAACAAGUCAUUGUGGGGGCCUCUGGAGAUGGUGGAGAAGCUUUGCCCAGAAGCAGGAGAAAUCGCAGCCAGUGUACGAGAUCUUCCUGGCCUGAAGACUCCUCUGGGCAGAGCCAGAGCGUGGUUGAGACUGGCACUGAUGCAGAAGAAAUUAGCUGAUUACCUUCGCCUCCUCAUCACCAGGAAAGACAUUCUUAGUGAGUUUUAUGAGAGCUCAGCGGUGAUGCUGGAGGAGGAAGGCGCUGUCAUUGUUGGGCUCCUGGUGGGACUGAACGUCAUUGAUGCAAACUUGUGUGUGAAGGGUGAAGACCUCGAUACGCAAGUUGGUGUAAUAGACUUCUCCAUGUACUUGAAGAAUGACAUUGAUGACUACAGAAGUGAAGAAAGGAAUGGACAGAUUGCAGCUAUUUUGGAUCAGAAGAACUAUGUUGAAGAAUUAAAUAGGCAGCUGAAUUCUACAGUGCAAGGCCUGCAGGGGCGCGUGGAGUCAUUAGAAAAAACCAACUCCAAACUCAUAGAAGAGUUGGCAAUAGCGAAAAACAACAUAAUCAAGCUGCAGGAAGAAAACCACCAACUCAGAACCGAAAAUUCUGUCAUUCUAAUGAAAGCACAACAACGUCUUGCGGUUACAGAAGGAGAUUUGAGCUGUGAGUUGGACACGUACAAGCAGUCAAGGCAGGGCCUGGAUGAAAUGUACAACGAGGCUAGACGCCAACUAAAAGAGGAAUGUCAGCUCCGGCAGGAUGUGGAGAAUGAGCUGGUUGUGCAGGUGAGCAUGAAGCAGGAGAUGGAGAUGGCCAUGAAACUGCUAGAAAAGGACAUCCAUGAAAAACAGGACACUCUGAUUGGACUCCGGCACCAGUUAGAUGAAGUAAAAGCCAUCAAUGUGGAGAUGUACCAAAAAAUGCAGUCUUCAGACGACAGCAUGAGACAGAAGAAUGACAUGAUCGCACGGUUGGAGGAGAAGACCAAUCAAAUUACGGCAACUAUGAAACAACUAGAGCAAAGAUUGCAGGAUGCCGAGAGGGAACGGGCCAGUGCCGAAGACGGGGUGCGCAAAUUCAAGCAGGACUUCACAAACAAAGCCGAAAGUCUCCAAAAGCAGAUAGUCCAGAGAGAGAAGCAGAUGACGCAGCUGGAAACAGACUUGAAAAUCGAGAGGGAUUGGCGGCAGACGUUACAGAAUGAACUGGAGAGAGAACGAGAGACAAUCACCCAACUAGCUGCUGAAGCUCAGCAAAUCAACGGACUCAAAAAAGAGUUUCACAGGCUGCAGGAUGAGAACACACUGCUGAAGGGGAUUUGUGAAGAGCAGGAACAUGCGCUGGAGGAACUGGGCUGCAAAUUAAGCGAGUCAAAGUUGAAAAUCGAAGAUAUAAAAGAAGCCAACAAGGCACUUCAGGGUGGACAGGUCUGGCUGAAGGACAAAGACGCUACACAUUGCAAGCUUUGCGAGAAGGAAUUUUCAAUCUCCAGAAGAAAGCACCACUGCAGGAACUGUGGCGAGAUCUUCUGUAACGCCUGUUCAGAUAAUGAGCUGCCGCUUCCCGCUUCUCCCAAACCCGUGAGAGUCUGCGACACAUGCCACGCUAUGCUCCUCCAGCGCUGCUCCUCCAACACCACAUAAAACACGACGCUAACAAGUCCCAAAGUGGCCAAAAUGGAGUUUACAUUUCAGAUGGGGGGAAAAAAAGCUUGUUGCUUCCGGUGCAGAUGGCCAAUGCGAUGUUCGUCAGCGAGCGCGCAACGAGUUUACAAAUGGAUUAAUGACUCUUAACGCCUCCGUCUGGGGUGCAAGUCGACCGAUUUCAGGUUUUAUAUUAGCACAACACUCCCAUGCAUUUUUGAUAUAUGAAGGGUGAACCGGUUUCAUUCCUUGUCAGUCAGAAGUCAAUUCAGUUACUCGUUUCUUAAGCAACUGUAUUUCUGAUUCAGUUCAUUCAUGUGUGCCUGCAUAACAAGCCAAACUGACAAGAGAUUUGACAUCAUUCCAGAUGUUUGUAUAUGUACGGCAGAAGAGAAAAUGUUGUCAGUGCUGCUCAUGAAUGAUUGAGGUUGAUUCUCGUCAAAUAGCACAGAAACGUUGUUGUGAAUACGAUGUUCAGGUUUCUUGUCUGCAGUAUGGUAUUAUUUCACAACUGCAGAUUUACUUUGGUACAGAACUGGAACACUACUCACUUUGAGCAUUUGUGUUGACUUUUGUCUGAAUAAUUGUUCAUAAUGCAGCUGUUAACUUAAAUGUGAAGUUUAUGAAACUGUACAUAUGCCUUACACAACUAAAGUUGACUAUAAUUC